AUGGGCCAAACACUUAGUGAACCAGUGACGACAAAGGCGUCCGCUUCAUGCGCUAAUGAAUCUUAUUUGGUAGCUUCUAGUUGUAUGCAAGGAUGGAGAAUAAAUAUGGAAGAUGCACAUACCCAUUUACUCGCAUUACCGGAUGAUCCACAAUGUGCAUUCUUUGCUGUUUACGAUGGACAUGGUGGACCUAGAGUUUCGCAAUAUGCUGGUAUUAAUCUUCACAAGCAGGUUUUACAAACCAAGGAAUAUAAAGAGGGUAACUUGGUUGGUUCUCUUAGAAAAGGUUUUUUGGCUUUAGACGAUCAAAUGCGACAGGAUGAGGAAAUGAAAGAUGAUGCUUCCGGAACAACAGCAGUUGUCGUAUUAAUCAAGAAUAAAGUAUUAUAUUGUGGAAAUGUGGGAGACUCACGUGCUGUCGUAUCUGUAUGCGGCGAAGCAAGACCGUUGAGUUUCGAUCAUAAGCCCGCCAAUGAUAUAGAGUCGAAAAGAAUCAUUGCUGCUGGUGGAUGGGUAGAGUUCAAUCGAGUAAAUGGUAAUCUUGCUUUGUCCCGAGCACUUGGUGAUUUCUGGUUCAAGAAAAAUGAGAAGAUGCCACCAGAGGAGCAGAUUGUCACAGCAUAUCCUGAGGUAAUUAAAGAUGAACUGACUGAAGACCAUGAGUUUAUGGUAUUAGCUUGUGAUGGAAUCUGGGAUGUAAUGAGCAAUCAAGAAGUUGUUGAUUUCAUUCGUGAGAGAUUAGCAGACAAACGCGACCCUCAAACUAUCUGUGAAGAGCUUUUAACACGUUGUCUUGCUCCUGACUGUCAAAUGGGAGGAUUGGGCUGUGAUAACAUGACUGUUGUCAUUGUUGGCUUUUUACAAGGAGAUUCAGUUGAUGCCCUAGCAGCUAAAUGUGCUAGAGCUGCUGUUAUUACUUAUCAACAUGUAAAUCAAGUAAUAGGAGAGUUUGAUGAAGGGUCCCAAGCAGCAUGGGGAUUAACAGUAGAACCUGAAAAAGAAGAUGGUUUCCAUACGCCUCAACCGUCGCCGGAUACUACUGGGUGCCAGUUAGCGACUACAGAUGAUUCUGAGAGUGAUCAACCACCUAGUGAAUUUAGUACUUAA
Auanema sp. JU1783 is the source of this 1107-nucleotide messenger RNA. NCBI's taxonomy places the organism in Eukaryota, Metazoa, Nematoda, Chromadorea, Rhabditida, Rhabditidae. The record is from the annotation of a GenBank genome assembly.